ACUGCAGUAUUUAUUUUUCUCAUCAUUGUUUCUUAUAUUUUUCCCGUUAAUUCCGGUGUUUUUGUUAUCAUAUCCACCCGUAAUUCUCGCUCCAAAUUUUAAACAAAAUGGAAACUUUUUUGUAAAAAAAAGUCAGAAAAUGAUCGAAAAAACAUUCCUUUGAUGGGUAUUUUUAUGUUUUACAUAUAAAUACUCAAACAAAAAAACCCAUUUCAAAAGUUUUCAUCUUGAGCUCUGUCUCAAUCUGUGCUCUAAAUUCUCACUUGACCCGACCCGUUUUUGUUUCUCGGGUCGAGAUGGGUUGUGUCAGCUCGAAGCAGGCGGUGUCUGUGACUCCGGCAUUUGAUAAUUCAGGGAGGUUUAAUUCGGGUCGGAUACGGGGCGGGUUGGAGAAUGAGAAGAGCAAUAGCAGCAAGAAUUUUUGUUAUGUUAACAAUGGGAAUGAUAGUGUUAAGAAGAAUGGAGAGGUGAGUUGCGGGAGUGAGUUGGGUGAGUCGGGAAGAGCGAGUUCGAACGGUGAAUCGGUUAGUUUUAGAUUAAGGAAUUUGCAGAAGUACAUUGAAUGUGAACACGUGGCAGCUGGUUGGCCUGCCUGGCUGAGUGCCGUUGCCGGUGAGGCUAUUCAGGGUUGGGUCCCUCUUAAAAUUGAUGCAUUUGAGAAAUUGGAGAAGAUAGGACAAGGUACAUAUAGCAGUGUGUUCCGAGCACGGGAGAAUGAAACCGGAAAGAUUGUUGCUUUGAAGAAGGUUCGAUUUGACAAUUUUGAGCCUGAAAGUGUCCGGUUUAUGGCAAGAGAGAUAUUAAUUCUCCGCAGGCUCGAUCAUCCCAAUGUCAUGAAAUUGGAAGGAUUGAUUACUUCUCGUUUAUCAUGUAGCAUUUACCUGGUUUUUGAGUACAUGGAGCAUGACAUUACUGGACUUUUAUCUUGCCCUGAUGUUAGGUUCACUGAGUCACAGAUUAAGUGCUACAUGAGACAAUUGCUCGCUGGACUUGAGCACUGUCAUUCAAAGGGUGUAAUGCAUCGGGACAUCAAAGGAUCAAAUCUUCUUGUAAAUAAUGAAGGAAUACUGAAGGUCGGAGAUUUUGGAUUGGCAAACUUCUGCCACAGUGGGCAGAGACAACCUUUAACCAGUCGUGUUGUGACUUUAUGGUACCGUCCUCCAGAACUUUUACUUGGUUCGACUGAAUAUGGAGCUUCUGUGGAUCUUUGGAGUGUCGGCUGUAUAUUUGCAGAGCUUCUCCUUGGGAAACCUAUCCUUCAAGGGAGAACAGAGGUUGAACAACUGCAUAAAAUUUUCAAGCUUUGUGGGACCCCACCUGAUGAUUAUUGGAAAAAAUCCAAACUCCCUCAUGCAACUUUAUUUAAACCGCAGCAACCAUAUGAUAGUUGUCUUCGUGAGACCUUUAAAGAUCUUCCAUCGACUGCUGUCAGCCUUAUAGAAACACUUCUCUCUGUAGAGCCAUACAAACGUGGCACUGCAGCCUCUGCUCUUACAUCUGAGUAUUUCACCACAAAACCACAUGCAUGUGAUCCAUCAAGCUUACCAAAAUACCCGCCUAACAAAGAGAUUGAUGCAAAACACCGUGAGGAGGCAAGGAGGAAAAAGACCAGUGGGAGAAGUCGUGGUGCUGACACAAGAAAGCCUACGAGAAAACAUGGUGGAGUCAGUAAACCGGUUCCAACAGAGUUUCUGUCUUUCCAGGAUACAGCAGCUCGGACGCAAGGUUCUCAAAAUAGUAUUACUAAUCAUGCACAUGUUCCUAAGGGAGUAUAUGUCAGGCCCGGCGGAGAUGCACGAAAAGCAUCACUUGACAAACUGGAAGAAGUUUUCCAUGUAAAGAAUGCAUCCCAAGGCGAUAUUCCCUUUUCUGGCCCGUUACAGGUCUCCAGUUCAAGUGGAUUUGCAUGGGCAAGAAGACGAAAGGAUGAUGCAACCGCAACUUCUCAUAGUAGGUCCAGUUCACGAAGCCUCGUGAAUAAUGGAUCUGAAUGCUCUGGUACAUUGCAAGAAAAGAAUAGUUUUGAUUCUAGACGGCAUGAAAAUGGGGAUGCCUUAUAUGGGAUGCGCACCAACUCUAGAGGCCACGAGUCCUAUGAGAUUUCCAAGCAUGCUUUGCAGAAGAAAUGGAGUCAACUCGAAAGGCCAGAUUCCUUUGAUGCUUCUGAGGGGUACCAUUCACAAGAAUUAUCACUAGCUCUUUAUCAAAAAGAGGAAAUGGGAGCAAGGAGAAAUAAUUUGGGUUUUCAAUAUCAAGGAGACAAGGUUGAUUUUUCUGGACCUUUGCUAUCUCAUCCACAUAGAGUAGAUGAACUGCUGGAAAGACACGAACGUCAUAUCCGCCAGACUAUUCGAAAGUCAUGGUUUCAAAGAGGCAAGAAACACGGAAAGUGAUCGUCCUCAGAUUUAUCAGCUUCUUUGAAUCCGUUUAAGACAGGUGCGUCUGUCUCUUCUUAAAGUGGGGAGUGAGGAAAUCUCCGACAAUUUUCUGAGCUACAAGACAUCGAGACACCUAGAAUGGUAGAGUGAUAUGAGCUCAUCAUUCCCACCAUUUACACGGACACGAUCAGCCAUGGAUGAUAUCCUGCACAAGGCUGGUGAUGAACGAAAGUUAAAUAGAAACAGCAAGUGGAGUGAGUAGUACAUAGCUAAAGCAAAUGAAGAGGUCCACAUGGAUUAAUCAUGUAUUUCUUUUGCUUCAGCAAGGCCACUAUUAUCAUAUUUGUACAGUAUAUAUAUGGUGAGUCAUAAUUUAUAGGACCUGUUGCAUCUAGGGGUAUGCAUUAUUCGGAUUCGGAUUCGGAUCGUUAGUGAAAAUAUUAAAAUUCAUCUGUUUUUGAAGAAA
Mercurialis annua (annual mercury) is the source of this 2844-nucleotide messenger RNA. RefSeq names its product protein IMPAIRED IN BABA-INDUCED STERILITY 1. The transcript is spliced from 9 exons. Gene Ontology annotation, cellular component: nucleus; cyclin-dependent protein kinase holoenzyme complex. NCBI's taxonomy places the organism in Eukaryota, Viridiplantae, Streptophyta, Magnoliopsida, Malpighiales, Euphorbiaceae. Gene Ontology annotation, molecular function: cyclin-dependent protein serine/threonine kinase activity; ATP binding; RNA polymerase II CTD heptapeptide repeat kinase activity. Gene Ontology annotation, biological process: protein phosphorylation; positive regulation of transcription elongation by RNA polymerase II. The coding region runs from base 297 to 2393 and encodes 698 amino acids. The record is from RefSeq and is a predicted model, not a curated record.